Suillus subalutaceus is the source of this 1105-nucleotide messenger RNA. RefSeq lists its product as uncharacterized. The transcript is spliced from 2 exons. Lineage: Eukaryota; Fungi; Basidiomycota; Agaricomycetes; Boletales; Suillaceae. The record is from RefSeq and is a predicted model, not a curated record. Bases 341 to 871 code for a protein of 176 amino acids.
UACGAAGGUUUGAAGGAACUCAAAGUAAGUUGUCAACUUAGGAUUCCAAAGCGUGAUGGAGAUAGGAUGGGAUAAAUGGAUGUUUCAACCUAUGGAAAGCUUGCUGGAUGAUGGGAUACAGUUCAAGGACGAGUGAGUGCUUGUCCGGUUGCAGGAGGCCACGAGGUUGCUGUGCAUACGGUUUUGGAACACACAAAAUGGAAUAUUGCCUCGAGGAUCCCAGUCAGGCAAAAACAGUGGUGCAUGUAAGUGCACGCCCAAGUCAGGUAUUAAGAGGGGCAGUGCAUGGGCCACGAGUGUCAGUGCAAUGAGUGCAUGGCUUCAGCCUGUAGGAACUUGAAUGACGUCCCUGAGUCCAGGCUCAUCCGCGUUCGUUAUACCUGCAUUCUUCAAUCCUCAAGCCCUCAUAACUCCCAAAGGCCUUCAAUCAAUGGGAAUCAUCGAUAUCUUCAACGCCGAAAUCGCCCAACAAGUGAUAGACAGCUUGGGCGGGAAGCAUCUCGUAAAUUCUCUAAUCACCGCUGUGGAGCGCCUCAUGCAGACGACAGACACCCUCUCCUCAGACGCUCACACAACCCUCGUAUCUACUACGCUGCUCGUGGAAAACUUGAUCACUGCCGUCGAGCACCUCGAGCAGAAGACAGACGCUCUCUCCUCUGAUGUUAGCGCAACUGUCGCAUCUACUACGCUGCUCGUAGAAAACCUGGUUGCGACGAUGAACGCGCUAGCGUUGAAUAUGCAUUACCUGCUGCAAGGGUGCAUUGCUCUUGUUGCGUUGCUGUGCUUGUUGACAGUCAUCUGCAUCGUGCGCUGGUGCUAUGCAUUUAGUCGAGAGCUUCGGGGUGUCACACAGCGUAUCAAGACCGCAUAGACCCUACACAUGACAACAGAUUGUCAGUUUCACCAGCACUUUUGCGUUCAUUUAUUCAAACAAAAAAUGAGAUGAGAGGCAAGAACUCCAACGGGAUUGGUGACUGGCCAGAUCUUCAGAACGCAGGUGUUGUUGGCAAAAACCUCCGAAGAGUUUCGGCAUGAAGCAGAGCUGACCGAGCCUCAGGAUUCGUUCUAGACUCUAGUAGUACGACACCGCAUGCGUUACACGAAU